Messenger RNA from Vicia villosa (hairy vetch), 798 nucleotides. RefSeq lists its product as uncharacterized. The record is from RefSeq and is a predicted model, not a curated record. The coding region runs from base 1 to 798 and encodes 265 amino acids. Lineage: Eukaryota; Viridiplantae; Streptophyta; Magnoliopsida; Fabales; Fabaceae. The transcript has 2 exons.
AUGCAGUUAACAGACGUUGAGUUGAAAAACUUGACACUCAUUGAGAUUGAGAAUAUGUUGCAGUCCAAUCGAAGAAGUUUGCAUGAAUUUAAGGAUAUGCCUUACCCUGAUUCUUAUGUCACACGACACGUUGGCAAUAGAUUGAUUUAUGACGAACGUGAUUAUAAUGCCGAUACUGAGCGAGAAAACUUCAGCAAUCUCUUUCGUUCCCUUACAAGAGAAGAGAAAGAGUAUCUUAGUUACGAUUCAAUUGAUAGAACUAAUACGAGUUAUACUGAAGCUUAUGAAGUGCUAACUCCGGAAUUUCUUAGCAAACUAAGAACAUCAGGACUACCAAAUCAUAGGAUCAAGUUGAAAGUUGGUACCCCCAUUAUGUUGAUGAGAAAUUUGGACCAAAGUGACGGAUUGUGCAAUGGAACAAAAUUAAUUGUUACAAGAUUAGCAAAUCAUGUCAUUGAGGCAAAAAUCAUGUCUAGGAAGAACAUAGGUAACAUUUUUUACAUUCCUCAAAUGUCUAUGUCACCUUUUGAGUCGCCGUGGCCAUUUAAGUUGAUUAGGAGACAAUUCCCGAUAAUUGUCUCUUACGCAAUGACAAUUAAUAAAUCACAAGGUCAAUCACUUGAUAGUGUCGGGUUAUAUUUGCCUUCUCCUGUUUUCAGUCAUGGACAAUUGUAUGUUGCAAUUUCAAGAGUUACUACCAAAAGUGAUCUUAAAAUUUUAAUACACGACAAGGAGAAAGUCCCGUGCUCGACCACUACAAAUGUUGUAUACAAGGAGGUUUUCCAAUCACCUUGUUAG